AGAACGUUUGGACGUUAUUGUAGUCCUUUUCUAUUUUCUUUGUUGUGUUAUAUAUCUCUCACACGGGAACCCAAUCCAUUUUGGAUCGAAUGAGAAGAAAAAGAAAAGCGGCAUACUGUGGAUCAGUCGCUGGGUACCAAUCACACUGUGGAUCAGUCACUGGGCACCGUGAUUGGUUCAAGCAAUGGUGGGAUCGUGGUGCGAUUCGAACAGAGAUUCGUGGCACCAUCGCGUCAGUGCGCCACGCGCGCGCCUCGAAGCCAACUGGCCGCGCACGGCACGGCGCACCGGCACCGCCGCACGGUCCCUCCCAUCCCGGCGCGCCGCGCACGCUGGAGUUGCCCUGCCGUGCCCUGCCGGGAGGCCGGAGCAACCGGCGUGCAGGUGCAGGCAUGGUAUCUCUCCGAUCAGCUUCGUCACAUCAACCAGCCACCGGACCCGCACACCCGGACCAACGGGCCCGACGCGUUUCCGCCGGGCCCCGGGCCCGGCCCCGGCCCGGAUCGUGGGUGCCACUGCUGAGAGGGCAAGUCGCUUGCGCUUAUCGCCUCGGGCUCGGGGCGCCCUCCAGGGCCUGGCCGCGACGGUAAGGUUCCUGUACGUGCCGAGAGGAGGGCGACCCGUCGCUGUGCGCAACCACUGCACGACCGCUGGUCCACGAGGUGGGCUGCACGAGCGCCUGGGACCGGCCGGCCGGCGACCGAUGCGUGCGUGCGUGCGUACGACACGGCACCGCGCGCGUCCGUCCUCUAACGGAAGUAAAAAAAACGCGACGACGCCUCGGGCGGCGGCCAGUAGCUCGUGGUACGUCGUACGCCCGUACGUCCGCCCGUCCGCGCGGUGGUUGCCGCCGGGGGUCAAACAAAGGUGGCGGUGGCGGUGGCGGGCACCGAUCCAACAGUCCGCGCCACCUCACGCACCAUGCGGCCACACCGUCAAAUGCCGCCGCACCGUAAAAAUGCUGCUCCACUUGAUCUGGACGGCUGGACCUGCUCCACCACCGACCCGCCCCCUUAAGACCCACCCCGCCGCACCACACACGCACGCACGUCCAAACGCCUCCUCCACCGCCGUUCGAUCGCUUGCAAUCGUUGGUGGGUGGUACGUGCAGGCUGGUAUGCAGGAGCCCGGGCGGCGGCCGUUCGCCGGCGCCGUCGACCUGCGCCGGCCCAAGGGCUACCCGGCGGCGCCGGCCGCGCAGGCGCAGGCGGAGGCGGAGCCGGCGGCGGGGGACGCGCACGGCGACCCGUGCCCGCGGUGCGAGUCGCGGGACACCAAGUUCUGCUACUACAACAACUACAACACCUCCCAGCCGCGCCACUACUGCAAGUCCUGCCGCCGCUACUGGACCAAGGGCGGCACCCUCCGCAACGUCCCCGUCGGCGGCGGCUCCCGCAAGAGCUCCUCCUCCUCGUCCUCCUCGUCCUCCAGCCCGAAGCGCGCCAAGAACUCCAAGCGCCGCCGCGUCGCGCCGGCGGCGCCCCAGGAGCCCGAGCCCGGCGCCGACGCCGACGCCGACGCCUCAACCGCCGUCGCCGCGGACGCAACGACGACGAAGGAAGCCGCGGCCACCGAGGACGUCGCAACAGCUGACGAUCCCGCCGCGACCCCUGCGGCGGACGGAGACGGGUGUUUCACUCUCACGGCGGGCGAGCCCGACGCGCCACCCGCGGCGGACGGAGACGGGUGCUUCGCUUUCACGGCCGGCGAGCCCGACGCGCCAGUUCCCGCGGCGGACGGAGACGGGGGCCUCGCUUUCACCGAUCACCCGUCGGUGGCGCUGGGGCUGGGCGUCCCGGACGAUGCCGGCGGGAAGGAGCUGGCGGACCCGAGCCCAUUCGAGUGGCCGUCGGGCUGCGAUCUGGGGUCCUACUGGGUGGCCGGCGUGUUCGCCGACACCGAUCCGGCGCUGUUCCUCAGCCCACCGUGAACCAUGACCGACCGGUGAGCUGAGCACGCCACGCCACGCUCCGAGCAGAGCAGAGCAUCGCAUCGCAGAGCUCACCAACCUUCUUACUAUCGUCGUCUGGCUGGAUUCCGGCUAGCAGUACUUGGAAUUUUCAUUUCACUACUCACCAGAGGGAUCGACCUAAGAAGUCGUUUGCUUUAGUGCCUGAUCGGAAGGCUAACCUAGAAGGUGAGGUGCCUGUAUAAAAACCAGUACCCGGUCUGAUCAUGGCGUGUUUCAAGCCCUGAAAAGAUUUCCCUUUCGCGAUUAGCGAACUACUACUACUAUACUAUCUCCCACUCAUUAUGCUA
This is a messenger RNA of Hordeum vulgare subsp. vulgare (domesticated barley), 2259 nucleotides long. Its product is annotated as serine/arginine repetitive matrix protein 1-like. Gene Ontology annotation, molecular function: DNA binding; DNA-binding transcription factor activity. The transcript has a single exon. The record is from RefSeq and is a predicted model, not a curated record. Bases 185 to 1930 code for a protein of 581 amino acids. Gene Ontology annotation, biological process: regulation of DNA-templated transcription. NCBI's taxonomy places the organism in Eukaryota, Viridiplantae, Streptophyta, Magnoliopsida, Poales, Poaceae.